Messenger RNA from Perognathus longimembris pacificus (Pacific pocket mouse), 1047 nucleotides. RefSeq names its product melanoma-associated antigen B4-like. Bases 1 to 1047 code for a protein of 348 amino acids. The transcript has a single exon. The record is from RefSeq and is a predicted model, not a curated record. Gene Ontology annotation, cellular component: nucleus. NCBI's taxonomy places the organism in Eukaryota, Metazoa, Chordata, Mammalia, Rodentia, Heteromyidae. Gene Ontology annotation, biological process: negative regulation of transcription by RNA polymerase II.
AUGCCACGAGGACAGAAGAGUAAGCAUCGUUCUCGUGCCAAGCGUCAACUAGCUCGUAUUGAGAGACAGAUUCUUGAGGAUGCACAGAACAUUGCAGGAGAGGGGGCAGAGUCCCCACCCUCCCCUCCUCCUGUUGAUGAGAGUGCUCCCCCCACCUACCCUUCUGUCUGUAAUUCCCAUCAGUCUCAGGGAGAAAAAUCCUAUGAAUCUUUGGAUGCAGGGGCUUGCUGCAGUGGUUCUAAUGUGGGUGCAGAGGGUGUUGAUAAAGGUACAGAUGAGGAAAGUUCCACAGCCUUUCAGGAGGAAUGCUCCACUCAGAUCCUGUGUAGAGACUCUCUUGAUUGGAAAACAAAUAGAUUGAUGCAGUACAUGCUAGAGAGGUUUAAAAGGAAUGAGUGCUUUACACAGGCAGAUAUGCAGAAGAUCACGAAAGGGAAGUACAAACAGAAGUUCCCUGCAUUCUUUAAGAAAGCAUCUGAGUACCUCGAGUUGAUUUUUGGCAUUGAGGUGAAAGAAAUAAGUCCCAAGAGUGAAACCUACACCCUGAUCAACAAAUUACGCCUCUUCAAUGACAGCAGUCUGAGUGGCAAAUGGAGAUUUCCCAAAACAGGCCUGGUGAUGAUACUCCUGGGUGUGAUCUUUAUGAAGGGCAAUAGUGCCAGUGAGGAAGAGAUCUGGGAAUUCCUUAAUUCAUUGGGGAUAUAUGCUGGGAGGAAGCAUUUAAUUUUUGGGGAGCCUCAAAAGCUCAUCACCAAAGAUUUGGUACAGGAUGGGUACCUGGAAUACUACCAGGUACCUGGCAGUAAUCCUCCCAUCUAUGUGUACACGUGGGGUUUCAGAGCCUAUGCUGAAACUACCAAGAUGAAAGUCCUGGAGGUCUUGGCCAAGAUCACUGAUAGUGAACCUAGUUCUUUCCCUUUCCUGUAUGAGCAAGCUUUGAGAGAGGAGGAAGAGAGAAAAGAAGAGAGUGCUGAAGAGGAAAAUAGCACUUGUGGGCAGGCCAGGGUUCCUUCCCAUGCUAGGUCCCACAAGUCCUCUCACAUUUAG